CUUAGAAAGAAAAUCAGAAUCGGCAAAAAUCGGUAUCGGCCAAAAAAAAUGCAAUCGGUGCAUCUCUAAUAAUGACGUAAGCAUCACAUGGUUGCCGCAGAUUUGUCGGCUGCACAUCCAUGAUGCAAAUCUUCCAUUCCACCAUACCCCCAGGGUGCUCUAUUAAGAUCUGGUGACUGUGAAGUUCAUUUGAGUACAGAGAACUCAUUGUCAUGUUCAAGUGUUCAUGUUCAUGUUCAUGUGAAUUGUAGCCUCAGUUGCCAUUCAGUCGGUCACGUUUUCGCUUCAGAGCUGAGCGUUCACGAAUGCUGUCUUUCAAAUAGUGUUUCUAAAAUGAAAAUGAGCAGUUCUUCGGGUGAACCUCUCAAGAUUUCUGUGUUGGUGUACGGCACAGAAGCAGGGUCGAUUUUCUUUCUCUUUUUUGCCUAGUUGAGCAAAUAAAGGCUGUUCUCUUAGCUAGUAUGGUGCGCUGUUGGGGGCGCUGAAUAGGCCUCCAUUGUCACUGUAGCUUGCAUGUGUUGUGGUCUGUUCUGUUUAUGAAGUUUUUCUUUGUCUACCUUAUGAAUCAACCACACCAGGGCACAGUUGCCACCUUGUGGAUAAACUAAUUACUGCAAAAAAAAUUAAAUGUGCAUGUGAGACCUGCAAAAAUCUUCUGAUGAAAAAAUUCAUGACACACGCACUGUACACUAAUCCUUGCGUACACAACUAUACUUUGGACUUUAAAAAUGAUACCAUCAGAGGACACAUUCCAAGGUAAGAAGGCAUCAAGGCAUGUCAGAAUCUAAUGUUAUCUUCACUUCCUGUCUCAUGAGACCUUCAUCUGAUCGCUUUUCGAAGGAAGUAUAGAUGUAUCCUUCGCUGUCUUUGAUAUCCAACAAUCCCAUGCAUUCCAUUCAGUGACAGUUGAGCUAGAAAAAGAAAGAUGGUGUCUGAAAGUUGCAGUUUCUGGUCAGUUUGCGUGCAAAUGUACAUUUUUGACUAAAGUUUUCCACUUCUGAUUCUGGUGACAAAUUACUACUGUAGUAAUUAAAUAUUUGUUUAGUUCACACCAAAACUCGCUCUAUUUUGAUGUAGAUCAUUGUUAUGCUGCCUCAUACUACACUCAUUUUAAAACAAAACAGCUCAUUUUUCGGUGUUGUGCAAAUAAAUGUGUAUCUAUCAGGGAAGAGGAACCAAGCCAAACUUCAUUCCAUAUUUAUCUUCUGGCAAAACACAGUCCUCACUCCCCAAACCCCAAAGGUCAGCCCAGUUUCACAACACCAAGUGAUUCAAAACAUGAUCCUUCAUGACGUGUUGGACCCUACAGAUUUUAACACUGAUUCUAUGACUAUAAAAUAAUGAAACCACAAGCAUCUGCACUGAUAACUGAGAGACGUAUCACACUGAGCCAGGAAUAUUCUUAGCGGAUGUCACAUAAUUUAACAGAGAAAUAAUCAAGUAUGUCACAAGCCAACGAAACCGCAGCUUCUGUAGUAACCGAGUUUUUCAUCGUGGGCUUCCCUGGACUCCUGCCCAAAUACUACAGCCUGAUGGCAGCGCUUUUGUUCUGCAUCUACAUCGCUGUAAUCACCGGAAACUCUCUCAUUGUGGUCCUGUUUGUGAUUGAACGCAGCCUCCAUAAGCCUAUGUAUAUUAUCUUGCUGAGUUUGUCCUUUUCUGAUAUUGGUUUUUGCACAGUUGCUCUGCCUAAAGUCAUUUCUCGCUACUGGUUUAAUGACGGUUAUAUUGCAUUCUACGUUUGUUUGUUUCAAAGGCAGCUGAUUCACUAUUUUGGGACCCUAAACUCUCUUAUUAUGAUGAUCAUGGCUCUAGAUCGGUACUUGGCGAUCUGUUACCCACUAAGAUACCCUGUUUUAAUGACUAACCGCACUAUGAGACUUUUAAUAGGGUUUUCCUGGGUUACUGCAAUGAUUUCACCAACCAUCAGCUCAAUGCAAACAGUGACACUGCCGUUCUGUGGGCCAAAUAUGAUCGCUCAAUGCUUCUGUGACUCUCAGUCUAUGAACCAGCUCGCCUGUGCUGAUGUCAGCCUCCAGAAUCGCAUUUCCUACGGUCUAGCAAUGUUUGUGCUUCUCGUGCCAUUCUCUUUCAUCAUCUUUUCCUAUGCAAGUAUCCUGGUGUCUGUGCUUCGAAUAGCAAAUGCACAGGGUCGUAUGAAAGCCUUUUCUACCUGUGCCACACAGCUGACUAUCAUUAUCAUCUAUUAUGUGCCACGCUUCGUGGUUUACUCCGGUUCUAGCAUCCCGAACAUUCAGAUGAACAGCAGUCAGAAGGUCGCCCUGGUCAUGUUCUACAGUCUGCUUCCACCACUAGUGAACCCCUUUAUUUACUGCAUCAGGAUCAAAGAAAUCAGACUGUUUUUUCUCAAAUGGUGUGUCCAGAGAAACAGGAUGAGUCUAAAAAUCAAUGGGUUAAUUAUUUCUUAAUGAGAUUAUCCGCCUAUCCCUGUUCUGAUAUAUCUCAUUACAUGCUCUUUACUGUAUAUGCAUUUGUUAAUAUAGUUAUUUUUUAAUGCAUUAUAUUAUAGCCUACAUAUUUAUCAAGCCAUUUAUCCAGUUCUUCAUUUUAAAAAAUUACAUGAAAUAUUUGUAGUAUCAUUUGUCACACUGCAGACAUGUUUAUCAACUGUAAUAUAUUUUAAUUAUAAUAAAUAUAUUUUUAAUUAAUUAAAUAAUUGUAUAAAUUAUUUUAAUAAAUAAUUCCCACCAAACAUACAUGCAAUAUGACAGCAGUUUUUGUUUUUUAUUCAUAAUGUUUCAUUAGAUUAUUAUUAAUAAUAUGUUCUAUUAUUUUAUACAUCUAAGAUCUUGGUUAUGAAUGCUUUUACCUGUUUUUAUUAGUAUUUCUCAUAAAUUAAAUGUGUAUGCUGAUUAAAAUUAUGAUAAUUUACUCCCUUCUUAGUCCAAAAUCACAUUAUUGAACUGGUAAAUUUCAAAGAAUGUCACACUUAAUUUUAUUUCAGAUUUACUUAAUU
Megalobrama amblycephala (Wuchang bream) is the source of this 2977-nucleotide messenger RNA. RefSeq names its product olfactory receptor 1500-like. The record is from RefSeq and is a predicted model, not a curated record. NCBI's taxonomy places the organism in Eukaryota, Metazoa, Chordata, Actinopteri, Cypriniformes, Xenocyprididae. Bases 1443 to 2429 code for a protein of 328 amino acids. Gene Ontology annotation, molecular function: olfactory receptor activity; G protein-coupled receptor activity. The transcript has 2 exons. Gene Ontology annotation, biological process: G protein-coupled receptor signaling pathway. Gene Ontology annotation, cellular component: membrane.